Molecule: messenger RNA, 1414 nt
Organism: Gymnodraco acuticeps
Lineage: Eukaryota; Metazoa; Chordata; Actinopteri; Perciformes; Bathydraconidae
Gene: pltp
Product: phospholipid transfer protein
Biological process (GO): phospholipid transport; high-density lipoprotein particle remodeling; ceramide transport
Molecular function (GO): phosphatidic acid transfer activity; phosphatidylglycerol binding; phosphatidic acid binding
Source: RefSeq, a predicted model, not a curated record
UGAAGGCUGAGACGGGGAAGUUUGUGGAGGAGGAGAUCAGUAACAUCAGCAUGCCGGAGAUGAAGGGCAAAGAGGGACGCUUCCAAUACACCAUCACAGACGUGAAGAUAAACGACUUGAAUCUGACUCACGCAGAGCUGCAGUUUGUCCCCGACGUUGGGCUGCUGUUUGACGUCCAGGACUCCUCCAUCUCGCUGAGCUUCCACCGGAGGAUCCUCUACUGGUUCUUCUACGACACAGGGAACAUCAACGCCUCGGCUGAAGGCGUGAACAUCAACACGGUGCUGAACCUGAUCAGGGAUGAAGAAGGACGGCUGAAGAUCAAUAACAUCACCUGUGACGCCAAAAUCACCAAAAUGAAGGCGGAGUUCAGCGGAACGCUCGGGAAGGUUUAUGACUUCAUGGCCAGUUUCCUGACCUCAGGCAUGAGAUUCAUCCUCAACCAACAGAUCUGUCCCGCUCUGAACCAUGCAGCUCUGGUCCAUGUGAACUCUCUGCUGGAGACGAUCCCUGUGAGGACGGAGGUGGACAGCUACAUCGGGAUCGACUACUCUCUGAUCGAGGAUCCAGUGGUGACGUCCCGGAGCCUCGACAUGCACUUCAGGGGGAUGUUCUUCGACCUGUCGGAUCCAAACAGCACGUUGGAGAACCUUGCUGUGGAACCGGUCAUCAAAGAUUACGACCGGAUGGUUUAUCUUGCUCUCUCCGAGUUCUUCUUCGACAGCGGAAUGUUCUCCUACUACAAAGCAGGAGUGUUCCAAACGCACAUCGUCAACGAAAAGAUGUCCAGAGACAUGGAGAUGUUGUUGAGAACCACUUACUUUGGAGUUAUCAUGAUGCUGAACCCGGCUCUAGCGGAUGCUCCGCUCUCUCUGCAGAUCGCCGUAAACUCGCCCCCAAAAACUACCAUCAAAACGACCGGGGCAACGGUUGUCAUGACAGCCAUCGUCAAGGUCAUGUUGCUUCCUCCAGGACAGGCUCCAUUCCAGUUGAGCAGCAUGACCAUGGAAACAAAGUUCAACGCUAAAGUUUCUAUCAGGGGGAAACGUCUGGCUAUUCACGCCGACCUCCGCAGGUUUAAAAUCUUCUCCAAUCAAUCAGCACUGGAAUCUCUGGCAUUGAUUCCUCUGCAGGCUCCUCUAAAGGCGAUGCUGCAGAUGUCUGUGGUUCCUUUAAUCAACAACUGGACAAAGAAAGGAGUUCGGAUCCCUCUCGCUGAUGGGAUGGAUUUCAUUGAGGAAGUCGUUGAAUAUCACAACGGCUUCAUUGUGAUCGGAGCCAAUCUUCACUUCACCAAAGGACUGAGAGAAAUGAUGGAGGGCAACAACCAGGAAUAGACAGACAGCGUGUAAACAUGUACGAUGACAAACAUAUGUAUUUGUAUGUAAACAAAUAAAAUACCCCUUCGAAAUGA